Molecule: messenger RNA, 1470 nt
Organism: Megalops cyprinoides (Indo-Pacific tarpon)
Lineage: Eukaryota; Metazoa; Chordata; Actinopteri; Elopiformes; Megalopidae
Product: neuronal acetylcholine receptor subunit alpha-9-II-like
Exons: 6
Coding region: 1-1470 (489 amino acids)
Biological process (GO): nervous system process; signal transduction; chemical synaptic transmission
Cellular component (GO): postsynaptic membrane; neuron projection; synapse
Molecular function (GO): transmembrane signaling receptor activity; acetylcholine-gated monoatomic cation-selective channel activity
Source: RefSeq, a predicted model, not a curated record
AUGGUUCUUGUCGCGGGCCUCGUCCUGUUGUUCCUGGAAGUGGCCCGCUCGGCCCAGGGCGAGUACGCCCGCAAGCUGCUGAAGGACCUGAUGGAGGACUACUCCAACGCCCUGCGGCCCGUGGAGGAUACCGACAAGGCCCUGAACGUCACCCUGCAGAUCACCCUCUCUCAGAUCAAGGACAUGGACGAGAGAAACCAGGUGCUGAUUGCGUACCUGUGGAUCAGACAGACCUGGCACGACGCCUACCUAAAGUGGGACAAGGAGGCCUACGAUGGUCUGGAGGUCAUCCGCAUCCCCAGCAACUUGGUCUGGAGGCCUGACAUCGUCCUCUAUAACAAGGCGGACGAUGACUUCUCAGGGCCCCUGGACACCAAUGUGGUCCUCCGCUACAAUGGCGAGAUCACCUGGGACUCGCCGGCCAUCACCAAGAGCUCAUGCGUGGUUGACGUCUCCUACUUCCCCUUCGACAACCAGCAGUGCAACCUCACCUUCGGCUCCUGGACCUACAACGGCAACCAGGUGGACAUCACCAUGGGCAUGGACAGCGGCGACCUGUCGGACUUCGUGGAGAACGUGGAGUGGGAGUGCCACGGCAUGCCGGCCACCAAGAACGUCAUCAUGUACGGCUGCUGCUCGGACCCGUACCCGGACAUCACCUACACGGUGCUGCUCAAGCGUCGCUCCUCCUUCUACAUCUUCAACCUGCUCAUCCCCUGCGUCAUGAUCUCCUUCCUGGCCCCGCUCGGCUUCUACCUGCCGGCUGACUCCGGAGAGAAGGUGUCCCUGGGCGUCACCGUGCUGCUGGCCCUCACCGUCUUCCAGCUCAUGGUGGCCGAGAGCAUGCCCCCCUCGGAGAGUGUGCCCCUCAUUGGGAAGUACUACAUAGCAACGAUGACUAUGAUCACCGCCUCCACUGCCCUGACCAUCUUCAUCAUGAAUAUCCACUUCUGCGGUGCAGAGGCCAAGCCGGUCCCAUACUGGGCCAAAGUGCUCAUCAUCGACUACAUGUCCAAGAUCUUCUUCGUUUACGAGGUGGGCGAGAACUGCACUACACCGCAGUCCGAGAGGAGCCCGCUCCACCACCACCACCACCAGCACCACAACCACCACCACCACCACCACCACCACCACCGUCACCACGGCAACUGCGAGCAGCAGCCCCACCCGCUCUCCCAGGUCUCCAAGAAGUACGAGAGCUACAAGUCCAUGGGCGACCUCAACGGCUGCGCCAAGGACGAGCCGUGCUGCCCCGAGAAGGCGGCGGCCUACGCGUGCGCCUGUGGCCACCACGACAAGCUGGUUAAGAACGUGGAGUACAUCGCCAACUGCUUCCGCGAGCAGAGGGCCACCUGCGCCAAGGGGGCCGAGUGGAAGAAGGUGGCCAAGGUGAUGGACCGCUUCUUCAUGUGGAUCUUCUUCAUCAUGGUCUUCCUCAUGAGCGUCCUCAUCAUCGGCAAGGCCCCCUGA